Olea europaea var. sylvestris is the source of this 2049-nucleotide messenger RNA. RefSeq lists its product as uncharacterized. The record is from RefSeq and is a predicted model, not a curated record. Bases 34 to 1500 code for a protein of 488 amino acids. Lineage: Eukaryota; Viridiplantae; Streptophyta; Magnoliopsida; Lamiales; Oleaceae. The transcript has 13 exons. Gene Ontology annotation, molecular function: LPPG:FO 2-phospho-L-lactate transferase activity.
AUUAGGAAUUAGGAAAUAAGGAAUCCAGGGACUAUGGCGGACAGUUACUUGGGACCCCCGCUUUCCUUGCGGUCUUCAAAUUCUCAUUUCCAUAUUCACAAUUUUCCAUUUCCAUGCUCUCUUCUCCUUUCUUUUCCUCCUCCUCCAUUUUCAAGAAGCCUCUCUUCUUCUUUUUCCUUUUCUUUUAUGGCGCCCGUUAAUUCUUUCUUGAACAAUAGUGCUCACUGCUGUCACUGUUCAUCCGCUUCCACCACCAGUACUGCUAAUAAUUGUGCCUCAAAUCAGACUUCUUUGCUCGUUUUUUCAGGGGGAACUGCCUUUAAUGGUGUUGUGGAAGAGCUCAAGAAUUUAACAACUCGUGUGGCUCAUGUACUCCCUGUUUCUGAUGAUGGAGGCAGCACUGCUGAGAUUGUUCGUGUUCUUGGUGGUCCAGCUGUUGGAGACAUUCGGUCAAGAUGCUUGAGACUAUCUGAUCAAAGUACGUCCGAGGCUCUUGCAGUGAGGACAUUGUUAGGUCACCGAUUACCUCUUGAGGCACAGAAAGCAAAAUCAGAAUGGUAUGCUAUCGUGGAAGGGAAUCAUUCUCUGUGGAUGGAUGUCUCAAAACCAUAUAGGGAAACUAUUCGAGCUUUCUUGGUCUAUUUCCAGGAUCAGGUACUCAGGCGGUCAGAAGAGUCUUUCUGUUUCAGUAAUGGGAGCAUUGGGAAUUUUUUCUUUGCUGGAGCACGCAUAUUCUUUCAGUCUUUAGAUGCUGCAAUCUUUUUGUUUUCACGUGUCUCAGAAAUUCCCUCGGAAAGCCAGGUCCUCCCAGUGAUAUCCACAAAUGACAGGCUUACAUUGGGUUGUGAAUUGUUGGAUGGCACCAUAAUACGGGGUCAAAAUGAAAUAUCACAUCCAACAAAUGGAUCAAUGGAACCUGUAAAUAAGAGCAACUCUUCGGUUCCAGCCCUACAUUCAAGAAUAAAAAGAGUGUUUUAUAUGUCCAGUGAAGGCAACAAUUUAUUGCAUGAGGUCUUUCCAAAUGCAAAUCCAACUGUCUUAGAACAGCUGAGGAGUGUGGAUUGCAUUAUCUUUGCUAUGGGAUCACUAUUUACUUCCAUAUGCCCCUCCCUGGUUUUACUCGGAAUUGGGGAAAUUAUUUCUUCACGCACUUGUCCCAAGGUGCUUCUUUUGAAUGGUACUCAUGACAGAGAAACUAGUGGCUUAACGGCUUCUUGCUUUGUGACUGCUAUUUCGGAUGCUUUAAAUCGAUCUUAUGGAGAUCCACACAACUGUCUUAAAAAUCCUCCAAAUGAAUACAUCAAUACAAUUUUUGUGCCCAAAGGUUGCCAAAUUCCUGUAGAUAUUGAUUGUCUGGCCGCCCAAGGGAUCUUUCACAUGGUUACGGUUGACUCUGUACAUGAUUCAAAAGGAGGUAUAUUGUUUGAUCCUAAAUCUUUAAUACAAGCUCUAGCCAAUUUGUUAACUGGAUUCCAAAGGAAGAAUGUGCAUGGAAUUUGAUCCAUUUUGAAUUCCUGAUGAUUGCUGAGAAACAGCAGAAGCGUUUACACCUGGUCAUGGUAUCUUUUCCCUACUUGCUCCUUUACACCGAGGUACGGGUUUGUAUACUGGCGACCUUGUACUUGUUUCGACUAUUGAUGUACUAACUGAAAAUUGAAUGGGAAAUUCGUGGAAUCAGAAACUAUAGCUGGAUUCAACUUCCAGGUCUACUACUAUUGGAGGAUAGGUGUGGGUAUUUUCCUUCGACUUAAUCAAUUUUAUAAUUAAUCAGGCCCAAGUUCAUGCAUUGAGUUGCUGGUUGAUGGUGAUUUCUUCUAAUUGUGUUUUCAAGAUGCUGAACCAUAUUAGCAUAGGUUGAGUAUUGUAGAAAGAAAUGCUUUAGUUAUUUCUGAUUAUUAUUUUAUGUGAUUAUCUAAUUCAGAAUGUAGUUAUAAAGCUUCUUGUUUACUUGUAUUCACUGCACAUGCCUUUCCAUUAUGGAACCUGACAGACAUGGACUGAGAAAUGAAUGCAAUGGUAAUAACUAUAGCAGUGGUUCUAUUGUUAAAA